Aspergillus lentulus is the source of this 2802-nucleotide messenger RNA. The record is from RefSeq and is a predicted model, not a curated record. NCBI's taxonomy places the organism in Eukaryota, Fungi, Ascomycota, Eurotiomycetes, Eurotiales, Aspergillaceae.
AUGGCUCAGCAACCAUCCCGUCACACCGUGGAAUGGAUCAAGCAGCAGCAGGCUGAAGCGGGGGUCGAUGUCCGAAAGGCGCGUAAGCCACGGAAAAAAAUACCGCACUGGCUGGAUGACUCUGUGCGAAAUGCUCCAUACGCAUUCGAUAAACUCCCUGAGCGAGUUCCAUUACCCGAGUCUCGCGAUGGAUCAUCCACGGUCAGUGACCCUGGAGACAGAGAUGCAAAUGCAGCGAGGUCUUCCCUGGAGGCGAUUGAUCGCAACGAUACCUUCAUCCACCCUUGGUCUAUUCCAUUGCCGCCAUCACCGCCGCAGUCAGUACAACGGCCGGUAGUCAAAGAACCGAAAGGGGAAAAGCCAUCACCGCGGGGACCCUACUAUCGCGUGCUGGACCGCGCAGAAAACGUAUUCGACCACAUUAAGAACGGCAAUAUCCGCAAGAUUCCGCGCCUGGAGAGAACCUCCAUCACGCUGUACGAGUACUACGACGAUAAUACCGCGACGAGGGCGGAGAUUGAGAUCGCUUCAGAGAUCUCCCGCUUCCACGGCAUGCGGGAUGGGCUGAAAGGGCGCGUCUUUCUCGUCGAGGAUCUGUCCAGGGAAACUAUCCAUGCCUUGGGGGAGACGUUUGGGAUUACUCCCGAGUUCUUCGAGGAGCACCUGUUGAACUCGGGGUACAGUGGCGCGCGGUAUGAUGAUCCACCGGCACGGUCUUGGAAGACGGCUCGGUUGAAUAAGCCGUAUGUGUCGAUUCAGUGGUUUCGGCCCGUGUAUCGUCGUCCACCGUUGUUUUCCAAUCGCGACCGGGAAGACCUGCUUAAUUUGGAGGGUGAUGGACUAGAGUAUAUCUCCGGCGAUACGAGCAUUAGUCUCAUAGCCGAGACAAAUAUAUUUCGCUCCGAGUGGGAUCUGCGCGUUGAUCCACGCGGGACGACAAAGGAGAUGAGCGAGUUUGGGUUGGUGGAACGGACGUCGAUUUGGAGAAAGCAAGCCGAGAAUAUGGAGUAUGAAACAGUUGUCGUGUUGCUUGAUCCUCUACCGACGAUCAGCAUCAGCCAUGAUUUGACACUUCUAAUCCCAAAAAAGACUAUGGUCGAACCUGGUGACCGUGAUAAUCAAGGCGCCGGAAAUAUCAGUGGAAGGGAAAGUCGACCAGUCCUGAUAAUUGAGGGUGAUGAUGCCGGCGAGGGUUUUGCAAUUCCGAUCGAAAACCCACGGCGAGAGGAGACGUCACGCCCGGUGUUGGACUGGCUGCUCAGGCGACGCAGACCAGAAGUUGAUAGGAGGAAGGUCAACGUGAGCACGAGCUUCCAGGUUUUGGUCAAGCAGAUGAUCCCCCGAAAAACCAUUACAAUUGAUCUGGAGGAGGCCCUUCUGACAGGCGAUUCCUUGAGCACGCUCCAAGAAGAACUCAACGAGACAAGGUCCACUCGGCAAGCAAUGCAUGAUAUAGCUGGGAUCAAUACAGCGCCCAUACAUGUACUACAAAUCUUGUUUCAGAUCAUUCGCCAAGACACCUCGACUUUGCUCGGGGUGCUCAGCCAGAUCCUAAGCGACAUGGAGGUCGAUAUCCUUGACGACACGAAGAUGGAAGAUCGCCUGGCAUUGUGGCGGCAGCUCAUCAGUAAAGCCGAGCGAGAGCUCUUGGAACUCAAAACAUCAACCAAGAGCUUUGUGGCUUUCUUUGGUUUCACUUUUCCAGCCGAUACCUCUGCAGCAACCUCAGACGACAAUCCAGGCAUUAUAAGGAACGUGGCAGAUCUCUUUCAGGAGAUCGACCAGAUGCUCACCAGACUCCGGCAUGCGUCUACAUCCUUGACAUCCAAUAUGGGUCUCCUAGACAGUCGACGCUCCAUCGACGAAGCGCACGCUGUCACGCGACUCACCGAACUGGCAUUUCUCUUCAUUCCGCUGUCGUUUUCGUCAUCUAUCUUUGGGAUGCAGGUCGAGCCAUUCAAAGACUCGGCCCCGCUGUGGAACUUCUUCGUUGUGGCAAUUACUGUUACAACGUUCGCGUACCUGAUGCGGCUCACAAUGCGCAGCCAAUGGCUGGGAAGUCUGAAGCAGAGCGUGAAGCAGGAUGUUAGACGAUACGCAGAGCAAAACGGUCUGCCAGUGCAAGUACGGUCUCUGUCGAUGCUGCUACUGUUGCAAUGGUUUGGAAGCACAUUGGAGCGGAGCAGCAAAUCAACCUGGUCCUGGAUAGGCAGGAAGGGCCGUACGGCUGGGAUCGGGUUAUGGAGGGUGGUCGGGUUCCCAGUCAGUUUCACCCUGCUUAUCGGCACUGUUGCAGUAGCACCUAUCGCCAUUCUCUGGACCCGGGAUAUCGACCGAGGUGUGCAGGGCGCAGUUACUUUCGUGAUUAUACUUGCCCUCGUAGGCCUUGUGGGUGUACCCUACUGGCGAAGGUCCGAUGCCAACUUUCGCUCUGCUUUCCCGAGACUCGUUAUGCGCCUGCUGAGGCGUAUUCCCCCAUCAACACGCUCGUUACUUCUCUGGGCCAUUGGAAUAGCAGGCUUUGUCGCAAUUCCGCUCGCACUAAUCUGGACACGUCCACUGGCGUCGGGUAUCAAAGCCGGUUUGACUGCGGCCAUCCUGGUUAUUUUGCUACCCUUUGUCUUGUUUCUUGGAUUGAGGGUCUUAUUUUCUAGACCUAGGGCUGUAUCUUCAGACACAGGGGAGAGUUUCGCUUCUGCUUCGUAUCCGUAUGCUUCCUAUGCUUCAUAUGCGACGUCCCUCUCUGAAGCGGCAGUCAGGCAGCCUAGGAGCAGCCACUCUCAGCGUACCAAUAAUCCUUGA